Molecule: messenger RNA, 1799 nt
Organism: Camarhynchus parvulus
Lineage: Eukaryota; Metazoa; Chordata; Aves; Passeriformes; Thraupidae
Product: perilipin-5-like
Biological process (GO): positive regulation of triglyceride storage; lipid storage
Cellular component (GO): cytosol; lipid droplet
Source: RefSeq, a predicted model, not a curated record
ACCCACCCAUGGCCCCCCAAAAUCUCGCUCUACCCCGCCGCAGCCGCCGCUGCCAUGUCGGCCGAGAACGCCGCGGUGCCGGCCGAGCCCGGGCUGGAGACGCAGAGCGUGGUGAGCCGCGUGGCCAGCCUGCCCCUGGUGAGCUGUGCCUGCGGGGCCCUGGCCUCGGCGUACGGGCGCACCAAGGAGCGGCACCCGUGCGUGGGCUCCGUCUGCCGUGCGGCUGAGAAGGGCCUGAGGACACUGACAGCGGCCGCAGCCAGCGGGGCCCAGCCCCUCCUCACCCGGCUGGAGCCCCAGAUUUCCACCGCCAACAAGUUUGCCUGCAGAGGGCUGGACAAGCUGGAGGAGAAGCUGCCCGUGCUGCAGCAGCGCCCCGAGAGGGUGGUGGCCGGGACCAGGGAGCUGCUGUCGGGCACGGUGAGCGGGGCCGUGGCCAGGACGCGCUCGGCUCGGGCCGUGGCGGGCACCCGCGUGGGGCGGCUGCUGGCCACGGGCGUGGGCACCGUGCUGGGCAAGUCCGAGGAGCUGCUGGAUCGGUACCUCCCUGGCAUGGACGAGGAGCUGGUGGCGGCAGCAGGCACAGAGGUGACCACGGGCACCGAGGUGACCAGAGACAUGGAGGUGACCACAGGGACGGAGGUGGCCACGGGCACAGAGGUGAACAGGGGUACAGAGGUGACCAUGGGCACAGAGGUAGCCACGGGCACGGAGGUGGCCACAGGGACAGAGGUGGCCACAGGGACAGAGGUGGCCACAGGCACGGAGGUGACCAGGGGCACGGAGGUGGCCACAGGGACAGAGGUGACCAGGGGCACGGAGGUGGCCCCGCAGGAGCGGCAGAGGCGGUGGCAGAGCUACUUUGUCCGCGUGGGCUCCCUGUCAGCCAGGCUGCCACACCGGGCCCUGCGGCGCUCGCUGGGCGACCUGCAGCGGGCACGGCUCCGUGCCCAGCGGCUCCUGGCCCAGCUCCACCACGUCAUCCGGCUGAUCGAGGAGGGGCAGCAGGGCACGGACGGGCCCUGGCACAGCACCCGGGAGCACCUGCACCACCUGUGGCUGGAGUGGAGCCAGCAGGACGCGGUGCCCAUGGAGGACAGCGAGGUGGAGGCUCGGACUCUGGCCAUGCUCCAGGGGCUGCUGCACCAGCUCCACGCCGCCUGUUCCCACCUGGCCACGGGCGCCCGUGCGUUCCCCAGCAGCGUGCAGGAGACAGCAGGACACGUCCGGCACGGCGUGGAGGGCGUCCAGGCCUCCCUGGCCAGCGCCCGCUCCUUCCAGGAGCUGUCGGGGCUGGUGCUGGCGCAGAGCAGGGAGGCCGUGACGCGGGCACAGCUCAGCCUCGAGGGGCUGCUGGAGCACGUGGGGCAGCACACGCCCCUGCCCUGGCUCGUGGGACCUUUCGCCCCCGCGCUGGUGGAGUACCCGGAGGAUGUCCCGGUGGAUAUGUCCAAGUGGGAGGGCUGUGUCACCGUGGGGGGGACGCACCGGGUGCCCCCUGCCCCCCAGGUCUGCGGCCGGCACUGAGGUGCCGCUGAGCUGGGGGAGCAGCCGCUCAACCAGGGGCACAAACCCCAGUCCCACCGGGAAUGAGGGGCUGAUGGACCUGGUGACCCAGCGUGGGACCCCAGUGUCACGGCCGGGGACUGCUGUGGGGAUGGUGGCACGUGCAGGACGCAGCGUGAGCCUGUCUGGGAUCCAGCGCUGCCCUAAGCCCCAGGAAUACUGGAAUUUUGUGUCUUAACAGCUUCAAACCAGUUUCAAGAGGAAGAAAACAACUUUUUUGGCCUUAAAAUGAC